Messenger RNA from Gossypium raimondii (Peruvian cotton), 909 nucleotides. Its product is annotated as salt stress-induced hydrophobic peptide ESI3. The record is from RefSeq and is a predicted model, not a curated record. NCBI's taxonomy places the organism in Eukaryota, Viridiplantae, Streptophyta, Magnoliopsida, Malvales, Malvaceae. The coding region runs from base 584 to 748 and encodes 54 amino acids. The transcript has 2 exons. Gene Ontology annotation, cellular component: membrane.
AGGAGGCGGCAGAUGGCUCGUCUGGUGCAACUCGGGUCUCUUGUGCUCGGAUUCUUUCUUUGUCAAAUUAUGCUGUACUGAGUGCAUUGGCAUUCACAUAUGCUCCGGCUAGUGUAAUAUAUGAUAUGACGUUUUUCACUGAUGUUAAUUCCUAGAGGAGAGGACCUAGAGAAUUGUUUAAUUGAAUCUAUUUCUUUCUGCUGCUUAAUCAUAUCGAUGUCGUAUAGGGGAUUAUCAGGUCCUGAUAAUUGUUUUGGUUCCUCGUGAAUUUGAUCUGUAAAGCAUGAAUGCUAAUGAUGUUCUUUUGCCAAAACUGGCUUGUUCAGUUAAUCAAAAUGGAAUCCAUAACUUUUCAGGUUGGACUUGACGUGAAUAAUAAAAAUAUAUUCAAAUGGGAAAAUGGUAAAUUAAGUUUGCUUGGAGCCGAAUAAGAAUUUAUGAUUGGAGUAAAAUCCAAAUCCGAAUGCAAAGGGGAAUGAUCGCCAUCUGUAAGGUCUAAGCUCCAUAAUUUUGCCACCUGUCCUUCAGCCCUGCUAUUUGAAGCCGAAGAAAUGGAAAAGAAAUUGAGUUUAAUUUGGAAAAAAUGGGUUCAGAGACUUUGAUUGAAGUGAUUCUUGCAAUUCUUCUUCCUCCUGUUGGAGUUUUUCUUCGUUAUGGCUUAGGGGUGGAAUUCUGGAUUGAUUUGGUGCUGACAUUGGUGGGUUAUCUUCCAGGAAUUAUAUAUGCAAUUUAUGUAUUAGUAGUAUAGCAAAGUGCAGAUAUUUUCUGCUUUUGUUUUAUAAUUUGGUGUAGAUUUUGAUGGAAAUUAGCUGUGUUUUCAGUUAAUGAGAUAUGUUUUCUUCCAUGAGUAUCUCAAUUGUAAAGCAAAGGAUUAGAAGUGAUUUGAUUUUAUAAACAUCUUUUCCUGCA